This is a messenger RNA of Lates calcarifer (barramundi perch), 1939 nucleotides long. RefSeq names its product alkB homolog 6 (gene alkbh6). The record is from RefSeq and is a predicted model, not a curated record. Bases 151 to 855 code for a protein of 234 amino acids. NCBI's taxonomy places the organism in Eukaryota, Metazoa, Chordata, Actinopteri, Centropomidae. The transcript is spliced from 2 exons.
CGGAAAUGCACUGGAUCACAUGGUUACAACUACUGAAGUUGAUAAGGGACGUACUGUUGCUAACGCAGAGAUUUUAUUGUUAGCUCGUUCGUUAGAUAACCUGUACCUGACUUGUACGUUUUCGUACACAUCGUAGACAUUUUGGGAGACAUGGAACAUCCAAGUUGUAUUUUGGAGGAUAUGAAGCAGUUUGUCAUAGUUGAUGCCCGACCAACAGUGUAUUACAUCCCAGAUUUCAUAUCAGAGGAUGAGGAGUCCUACCUUCUACAGCAAGUCUACAAGUCUCCAAAAACUAAAUGGACUCAGCUGUCAGGCCGAAGACUUCAGAACUGGGGAGGGUUACCACAUCCCAAAGGCAUGCUGGCUGAGAAGAUUCCAGACUGGCUCCAGACAUACUGUGAAAAAAUUUCCUCUCUUGGUGCGUUCAGUGGGAAAACAGCUAAUCAUGUCUUGGUGAAUGAGUAUAAACAAGGAGAAGGGAUUAUGCCACAUGAAGAUGGCCCUUUGUACCACCCUACUGUCACCACCAUCAGUCUGGGCUCUCACACCCUCCUUGACUUCUACACACCCAUCAGCAGACUGGAGGGCGAUGCCCCGCAGACGGAGGAGAACCGUUACCUGUUCUCCCUGCUGGUGAAGCCGCGCAGUCUUCUGAUCCUGCAGGACGAAAUGUACAAGAACCUCCUUCAUGGCAUCCAGCCGUGCACCCAGGACACGCUGACAGACAAAGUGGUGAAUCUGUCUGCUGCCGGGGGCCUGCAGGGAGAGACACUGACACGAGACACCAGGGUGUCACUGACUAUCCGACAUGUUCCCAAAGUUAUAAAGACAAAGCUUAUACUGGGAAGGAAAUGAAGAAAGACUGCAUGGUGACUUGAUGGUUAUCAUACAACAUGUUGCGUUUGCCAUUUACACUAUCAGUCAUAAUAUCAAUGAACACCUAAUCCAGGCUGCUUUUUGAAUUGUAUUGCACAUGCCAGUAAUGGAUUACUUCUAGCUCUGUUAGAUCUGUACCACCUGAAGUAAUCUCACUGUACCUCUUGAGCUGUAUUAACCUUUCUCUUUGUAGUUGUAACCCACCAAUGAUUGUAAUCAAAUGACUGAACUGAAACUAGAUUUUGUUGUGUAAUGAGGUACAGCACUAUAUACAUAAAAUAGAUAUGACAUCAUAAUAUUUGUUGUGCUUGGUAUAUGUAUGUUUACUUUAUGGCUCUACUUCACAAAAGAGCUCAACCAGUCCAUCAGAAUGGCCAGUAUCUUCAGUUGAUGUGAGCUUUGCACCUAUACAGUAUUUCCAGAAAAGUACAUCCCUAAAUUACCAGAAAUUGUGGUUGAGAAAGACCAAAUAUAUGAUCAAGGUUAAUUUAGAAAUAGUGUAAUACAAGGUUUGUCCACCAGAGGGUGCAGACAAUUGUAUUUUUACACUGUAAAGCUAUUGGCCAGUGCAUAACUUAAUUGCAACUCUGUUACAUGUUUAGGGGGGCACUACACCAAUUUUACUCAUCAAAUGCAGUUUAUUAGUCAUAAGGUGUACUACUAAGCCAAUGAAAACAGUUGUGUAAUAUCUUCAGUGGCUUUGCCAAGUUUGAGAAAGUAAGUAAUAGAAGUUGCAUUAUGGGAAUUACAGUGUUACAGUGAAACUUGAUCCAUUCUAGACACUACAAGUCAUGAUAUCUCAGUCUCUUUUGCAUCAGUUGACCAUUCCUUCUUUUAGUCUGUCUCUUAUUAAUCCAUCAGCCUUAUGAAAGUGAGAGUUAUCCUUUAAGGGUUACUCAUCUGAACAGUCCAUGUUAAAAUGAAUAUUGGCAAAUAUACUGUAAUCUGAUUGUUUUUUCUUUUCUUUUUUUUUUUUUUAACUCUCACAUGUCAACAUUGGCAUCUGCUCUUAACUUUCCAUAUCAGUUUGGCUCUACUAUAAAUAUCUACUUUGCACAGUAAA